This is a messenger RNA of Drosophila gunungcola (fruit fly), 1429 nucleotides long. It is a transcript of the gene Or42a, whose product is annotated as odorant receptor 42a. Gene Ontology annotation, cellular component: plasma membrane. The transcript has 3 exons. The record is from RefSeq and is a predicted model, not a curated record. NCBI's taxonomy places the organism in Eukaryota, Metazoa, Arthropoda, Insecta, Diptera, Drosophilidae. Gene Ontology annotation, molecular function: odorant binding; olfactory receptor activity. Gene Ontology annotation, biological process: detection of chemical stimulus involved in sensory perception of smell; sensory perception of smell. Bases 162 to 1382 code for a protein of 406 amino acids.
AUUCCACACCCUAAUUGAUUUUAACAAACGAGUUUUAAAGUGUCACUCAUGAAUUACCUAAGCCCUCCAUUGAUGGGCUUAUAAUCACGCCACUGGCGGCCAUAUAAAAGGGCUCUGGCGCCUUGAUAUUAGGGCUAUUAUUCAAGUUAGAGUGCAUCACAAUGGAGCUACGAAGAAUCUUUCCAGCCUUGUUCACCCGAUCGGAGGACUCCCCAGCUCGCUCGCGAGACGGAACCCUGUACCUGCUGCGCUGCAUCUUUCUCAUGGGCGUACGCAAGCCACCCACCCAUUUCUUUCUGGCCUACGUUCUCUGGUCCUUUGCCCUGAACUUCUGCUCAACCUUUUACCAGCCCAUUGGCUUCCUCACGGGCCUUAUCAUCCAUUUAUCGGAGUUCUCGCCGGGGGAGUUUCUCACGUCGCUGCAGGUGGCCUUUAACGCCUGGUCCUGCUCCACCAAGGUGCUGAUUGUGUGGGCGCUGGUUAAGCACUUUGACGAGGCCAAUGUCAUCCUCGACGAGAUGGACAAACGUAUCACGGAGCCGGGCGAGCGUCUGCAGGUGCAUCGCGCAGUCUCGCUCAGCAACCGCAUAUUUUUCUUUUUCAUGGCAGUCUACAUGGUUUAUGCCACGAACACCUUCCUUUCGGCGAUCUUAAUUGGAAGACCGCCAUACCAAAAUUACUAUCCGUACCUAGACUGGCGCUCCAGCACUUUGCACCUGGCCCUGCAGGCCGGCCUGGAGUACUUUGCCAUGGCUGGCGCCUGCUUCCAGGAUGUGUGUGUGGACUGCUACCCCGUGAACUUUGUUCUUGUGCUACGCGCUCACAUGUCCAUCUUUGCGGACCGCCUUCGGCGACUGGGUACAGAUCCAGCCGAGAGCCAGGAGCAGCGUUACGAGCGACUGGUUGAGUGCAUACAGGACCACAAGGUCAUUCUGAGAUUUGUCGACUGCCUGCGCCCAGUUAUCUCUGGUACGAUCUUUGUGCAGUUCCUGGUAGUGGGUUUGGUGCUGGGCUUUACUCUGAUUAACAUUGUUCUGUUUGCUAACUUGGGAUCGGCUAUCGCGGCGCUGUCCUUUAUGGCCGCCGUGCUUCUUGAGACGACGCCCUUCUGUAUUCUGUGCAACUAUCUCACGGAGGACUGCUACAAAUUGGCCGAUGCCCUAUUUCAGUCCAACUGGAUCGGAGGGAAAAAGCGCUACCAAAUGACACUCAUGUACUUCCUGCAAAAACUACAGCAGCCGAUUACCUUAAUGGCCAUGAACGUGUUUCCUAUAUCUGUGGGAACCAACAUUAGUGUCACCAAGUUUUCCUUCUCCGUUUUUACUCUCGUGAAGCAAAUGAAUAUUGCUGAAAAACUUGCCAAGCCAGAUGAGGAAGAGUGAUGAAAAAAUUAAAUUUUACAAAAAAUGUACAAAAAAAUAAAGAUUAU